AUGAGGAAGGUAGACAUACCAGGCAAGAAGCCUCAAAAGGCCUUUAAUCUCCUAAUGAUCCUAAUCGCCAUCCUCUUCAUCUUCAUCUUUGGACUCAUCUACAUCCUACUGGUGUCUGCACCACCUAACCUGCACAAGCAUACAGGACCUAUGGACAAGCAGGAAGUUGAAGUAGCACCAAAAACUGUGGAAGCUGAGACUCUGCCUACACCUGAGGAGGCUGCACUAACAACAGCAACUAUGGAAACUGAGAUGCCGUCCCCACCUGUGGACAUGCAGGACACUGAACAAGGCCAAGUUGUCUUCCAGAUGCCGUCCACAUCUGUGGACAUGCAGGACACUGAAAAAGCCCAAACCCUGGAAGAACGCGUGCGCAUGUUGGAGUCCUGUGUUCAGAGACUUACAGAAGAUCUGAAGAAACUGGAUGAAGCAACACCCAAGGAUGUCCAGAAUCUGGAAAAGCGUGUGAACGGGCUGGAAGUAUCCCAGGUUUUAAAUAGCCACUUAGUUCAGAGGCUGACAGACGAUCUGAAGAAGCUGCGUGAAGAAGCUGCAAAGACCAACGAUGUUGACAUAAAAACACAGGAACUGACAGACAAGCUGGAGAAGCUGCGUGAAGAAGCUGCAAAGACCAAAGAUGUUGAGGUGGAGGAAGAGACCGACACCGCCAAGGAUCUAAAGGCACGUGUGGACCACCUGAUGACUGCAGAGACCACAAACCACAUCACCAUUCAGGAUCUAACCACACGUGUGGAUGGCAUGUCAGACAAACGUAAGGUGUGGUUUGCAGCAAGAAAUGGCAACAAAAAGACAUGUGAUGACAAGGUGAUCUUUGACGACGUGCGCACCAACAUGGGUAACGCCUAUGAUGCCAACAUAGGCAUUUUCACAGCCCCCUACAAGGGCGCCUACUUCUUCACCUUGGCCUACAAAUCAGCUGGUAAGAAGAUUCAUCUGGAUGUAUAUAAGGAGAAGGAUGGGAACAGAGAGUAUCUGAUGUCCCUGUAUGACACCACCUACAUCAAAGACAAGAACUACAUGGCCUCCAACAGCAGGAUGGUUGACCUGGAGCAUGAAGAGAAGGUGUAUGUCUAUGCUGAUAGUGACCAUGGACUUACAUCUAGUUGGUCUAACGUGUUCAGUGGCUUCCUGGUGUAUCCCAUGUAA
Molecule: messenger RNA, 1167 nt
Organism: Dunckerocampus dactyliophorus (ringed pipefish)
Lineage: Eukaryota; Metazoa; Chordata; Actinopteri; Syngnathiformes; Syngnathidae
Exons: 12
Coding region: 1-1167 (388 amino acids)
Molecular function (GO): protein binding
Source: RefSeq, a predicted model, not a curated record